CCUUUGUGCCUUCUGCCAUGGCAGAAAGUGAAGCUGAGCUGUCUACCUGUUUUAUGAAAGUCAUCUGAGCAGGUGGCAAGGUAUCUGUUUACAGCAGCCGCAUCAGGUGAACAGGAAAUUAAAGGCAGCCACACAGGAAACCCGAUCCAGGGACUACGCUUGGCUUUUGGGGAGAAUUGUAUCUGUCACUCGGCUGCAGAAAGGCUUCAGAUGUGGGCUCAUUUUACCAUGCAAGUUUCAUUUUGCCGACUCCGUACACACCAGUGGUGUUUCCUGCUUUUCAAUGCAAUACUCUUCCAUGCUUUACUUUUCGGGGCAGACUUUGUAGAGGAAUACCUUCUGCAGUCCUCACCAGCAACGUACACGGAUGCCAAGGUUCUGGAGCUUAGGGAGCGUGCCAGGAAGUUAGACAUGGAAACCAUGAAAGAGAACAUAUCAAUGCACUAUGCCAUCAAGUGUCCGGAUAUAUGUGUCACCAGUGAUGUAUUUCUGCUCUCAAUGGUCUUCAGUAAUCCAGCCAAUGGCACCAGAAGGGCCCAGAUUAGACAAACAUGGGCCAAUCUGACUGAUGUCAAGGGACUGUUAGUGCUCACCUUAUUUGUUCUUGGAACUAGUGAUUCAAAUGACAUCCAAGCCAACGUGAUUGUGGAAUCACACCAACAUAAGGACAUCAUUCAAGGCAAAUUUAAUGACUCUGAUGGAAAUCUUAUUUUAAAGAUGAAGCUGAUGCUGGAAUGGGUAGUCACAUUUUGCCCUUUUGCACGUUUUAUCAUCAAAAGUGAUGAGGAUAUGUUUGUCAACUACAAAAGUUUGGUCGAAUAUCUGUUGGGUUUGAAGCGGCACCCAGAUGACCUCUAUAUUGGCCGAGUCAUCCAUCAGGAGAUGCCAGACAGGAAUGCUCAAAGCAAAGACUUCAUACCUCUCAGUCAGUACUCAGAGAAAUAUUACCCUGACUACUGCUCCGGGGCUGCUUUUGUUAUUUCCCAAGAUGUUGCUCGAAAAAUAUUUGUGGCUUUCACUGAGACAAAUCUGGCUGUACCAUAUGCUAUGUUUAUUGGCAUCUGUGCCAAGAAAGCAGGUGUGGUUCCGACUCACAGCUCCAGAUUUUCUGGAGAGAAGCACAUCCGAUAUAAUAGAUGCUGCUACAGCUUCAUGUUCACCUCUGCUCAAAUGCAGCUUGAGGAACUGCCCACAAUCUGGAAUGAAGCCAGGGAGGGCAAAGCAUGCAGCUUAUUGGAAACAUACUCUGGGCUGGUGUCCUGCAAGGCCUUGACCUACUUAGACCGCUUUUCCUUCUUCAGCACAGGGAAAAUAAAUGAGAAAUAGACAUGAAGCGAAGAUAACGAGCCAUUAGAGAAAUAUAUUUUUGAGUCGUUGAAUCCUUGAAUUAGCACAGCAGAAAGGCUAAAUACAUUAAGUAAUGAAGCACAUGAACUGAGCCUGAUAACUGUGGAGAAGGAGGAAGAGGGUGAAGGAAUGAAUGAAUGAAUGAAUGAAUGAAGCUUGCUAUAUUGCCGAUUUCAUUUGUAUCUAUAAUUAUAUGACUAGUUUGUUGGUGUGUUAGCCCAACAUGGUAGAAAUUAAACAAAUAGCUUUCUAUGGAACAUUUUAAAAAUAGGUAAAACAGUCUUGCUACUUUUGGAAAUAAUUGGUUUUCUGUUGAAAUGAAUACAAGAAGCACAAGAUGUUCUCCCUAUGUGUCUUCCUCUGCUAUUCAGGUGUGCUUCUCUUUACAUUUUGCAUUUCAUUCCUCUAUGAUGAACUGGCAUGCCACCCAGUACUGAGACCUGCUUUGUGUCCAAUAGGCUUUUAAAAUGAACAGAUAAAUGGAUUUUAUUCCUCCCCCCGAGUUAAGAUAAUAAGUCAAGUUGCCCAACUCUGGAGAAAUCCUAUAUUCACUUUACCCAUCAGAGUUUUAAGGAGUUAAAGGGAGCUGUCAUUGAUAGAAAUAUAAGUGUAAACUGCAACAACAUACACUGUCCACUUGUAGAUGACUCUAUACAUUUUUUUUCUUCAUAUUCUGGGGUUUUGAAAUGUAAGGAAUCAAUUUCUGCCAUUUUUUCACAUUACUUUGAAAUGUAAAAGUUGAUUUUCAUUGAUGUUUUAGUUACUCAUGCAAUGCUGUUUUGAAGGUUGACAUAAAGAACGGUACUGUAUAAAUUUGAUGGCAAUCUCAUUACACACUAUGUAUAAAACAAUGUCAAGAAAUCUUUAGUGUUAGUUUAUUUUUCAACUAGGUCCUUGUGGUAGGACUUUCUUUUUGGUUUUCAACUUCAUUUUUGCAUUUGACCAUCAUCAACUGUCCUCUUGUUCUAUGUAGCCCCAGUUUCUUUUAAUCUCACAGUUCUGACCCUUGCUUUGCCUGACCAUAAAUAGACUAACUUACUUUUUGACUUC
Molecule: messenger RNA, 2397 nt
Organism: Erpetoichthys calabaricus (reedfish)
Lineage: Eukaryota; Metazoa; Chordata; Cladistia; Polypteriformes; Polypteridae
Product: beta-1,3-galactosyltransferase 9
Exons: 2
Coding region: 211-1326 (371 amino acids)
Cellular component (GO): membrane
Molecular function (GO): hexosyltransferase activity
Source: RefSeq, a predicted model, not a curated record